AUGUUGGCAGAUCCAGCCACAAGAGAACUUCUCUGUUACAGAGCAAACUGGGAAUCUGUAGCUGGUCAGCUAACCGACAUUUUUGAUAGUGACAAUUACAAACAGUUGGUACAGCAGGGCCUGUUCUCCAAUCCCGAUGAUAUUGUUAUUGGGCUUUAUACCAAUAGGUUUGUCAAUCAAAAGAAAGGCAAAAACUCAUAUACCAUCAUCCAUUGCAUAAUAUUCAACCUAGACCCAUCCAUCAGACGGCAUGGCAUGUACUUUGAUGACAUUUCCGCCCGGUUAAGACCUAUGGAAGACUUCAAAGUAGGUAACCCUUCGAAGAACAUAUACCAGCUGAGAAUAUAUACCCAACUCUCAACCUUCUCUGGAUCAUCAUUUUUUGCAUUAGAUGAACUUCAUUUAAUUGCAAGAGGGAUUGGAAAGCUUGUGUAUGACCUGAUUACCGUCACCCUCACAAAGGAAACCAAAUUUUAUUAUACCCAUCCAGACAAUACCCUCAAUACCACCAAAUACGCUUUUCAUAUACCAAGAGCAGAUCUGGUUGCGCGCUUGCCUUGCAAUGGACGUAGACAUCAGAAUUGCUUGAUGAGAUGGAGUCAUACUUCAAGCACUGGCACUCGUUUUUAUACCAACAAGUCCAGAAUAAUACCCUGUCUUGUAGUGUUUUCUGACCAGUGCAACAUUACCUGGUCCAUAUACCCUAUAUCAUCAAGCAGCAAGACCCCCUGCGAUGCUACUCCACUUGCUCAAUGGAGAGAUUUUCUCAUCGAGCGAUUUGCGAUUCACAAUUAUACCAGCAUGGCAAUCAGCAUCUGUGAUGAAAUCAACCUCAUUCGGCCAAAGCCAUAUGGAAGAGAGAGCUACGUGGACCUUCCUAAUGAUCCUAGUGGUGCGCAGUUGUGGGAGCCGUUUCAUCAGUUUGUUAAUUUGAACGAUGAUUUGGUGGAAGGUGUAGGCGGCCCUAGUGUGAAGGAAGCUUUAUUGAAAUACUACCAGAGAACAACAGGCUUGACUGGCCACGAGUUUGGUGACUCUGUUGUUGUUGUAGCUGCACGUCUGUGGAUGGACUUGACUGUAUAUUCCUCAUGCAUGUACCAAAGAAAGAAAAACGAGACCAGCCGUGGCAACCAUUACGUGAUGUUUACUUGCCCCUAUAGAAACAACCGUAAUGUAAUUGUUCACAGCUGGCUCGUCGGUACAGUACAGUUCUACUUUCAGCAUGUAGAUUUCUAUGACUUUUCACACUUUCUUGCUUUCGUGGAGGUCAUGAAGGAACAUGACGUGACUGGCUAUGACUCAUCAGUACCUAUUGACAAACAAUGGUCACAAAGCACCCAUACACUAGGCCACCAAACGCAACCAACUUAUGCAGUUAUAAGUGUAAAUGACAUUUGUCAUCAAGUUGGUCUGAUCCAAUACCCACCAAAUAGAAACCAGUUUUAUGUAAUCGCGCCCUAUUAUAUCUUUAACAACAACAUGCGCAUUACUAAAGGCAAUCUUUCCAUUCUGUAA
Molecule: messenger RNA, 1515 nt
Organism: Phycomyces blakesleeanus NRRL 1555(-)
Lineage: Eukaryota; Fungi; Mucoromycota; Mucoromycetes; Mucorales; Phycomycetaceae
Exons: 7
Coding region: 1-1515 (504 amino acids)
Source: RefSeq, a predicted model, not a curated record